Messenger RNA from Ipomoea triloba (trilobed morning glory), 830 nucleotides. RefSeq names its product actin-depolymerizing factor 5. Gene Ontology annotation, molecular function: actin filament binding. The record is from RefSeq and is a predicted model, not a curated record. NCBI's taxonomy places the organism in Eukaryota, Viridiplantae, Streptophyta, Magnoliopsida, Solanales, Convolvulaceae. The transcript has 3 exons. The coding region runs from base 142 to 573 and encodes 143 amino acids. Gene Ontology annotation, cellular component: cytoplasm; actin cytoskeleton. Gene Ontology annotation, biological process: actin filament bundle assembly; actin filament depolymerization.
CUAUAUAACAACACCACUCUUUCCGGUCUGCUCUAUAAGUUGACAUUCGGUCCAAGCUAAUAGAGUUCAAUUUCACCACUUCUUUCUUUCUUUCUUCGAAUAUUAGUCCCCUUUCUAUCUUCCCAGAACUCAACAACCACCAUGGCUAUGGCUUUCAAGAUGGCGACUACGGGGAUGUGGGUAACUGAUGAAUGCAAAAACUCGUUCAUGGAGAUGAAGUGGAAGAAGGUGCACAGGUACAUAGUUUUCAAGAUUGAUGAGAAGUCCAGGAAGGUCACCGUCGAUAAGGUCGGCGGCGCCGGAGAAAGUUACGACGAUCUCGCUGCUUCCCUCCCCAAAGACGAUUGCCGAUACGCGGUGUUUGAUUUCGACUUCGUCACCGUCGAUAAUUGCCGGAAAAGCAAGAUCUUCUUCAUUGCCUGGUCACCGGCGGAAUCAAGAAUUAGGGCAAAAAUGCUGUACGCGACGUCGAAAGACGGGCUGAGGAGAGCACUGGACGGGAUUCACUACGAGGUUCAGGCGACCGACCCGACGGAGAUGGGGAUGGAUGUGAUUCAGGAGAGGGUGAAGUAGAUGAAGGGGAGCGGUCAAAAUCAUCUUUUGUUUUUUUUUAAAGCACUAUGAUUAAAUACGAUAAUAAUAACUCCACUAAGUGUCCAUGUUCUUCCUUAAUUUUGUUGGCUACUACUUCAUUCUCUUGUAAGAUCUAUCUAUCUCUCUCUAAUGUUGCCUCCUCAGCUUAAUCCUCGUCCUAAUCUUCUGUAAUAAUUGUCUUGUCUUUUUUCACCUAAUUUAACCCCACAUAAUUAUACCUUUCCUGUUUUCUCUUC